Molecule: messenger RNA, 1603 nt
Organism: Mercenaria mercenaria
Lineage: Eukaryota; Metazoa; Mollusca; Bivalvia; Venerida; Veneridae
Product: BTB/POZ domain-containing protein KCTD21-like
Exons: 2
Coding region: 145-912 (255 amino acids)
Biological process (GO): protein homooligomerization
Source: RefSeq, a predicted model, not a curated record
GAUAAAAGUAAUCCAAGCCUAAUAUCAUGCACUCGAUAUCAUUUGAAGUAAUAACAGUUUAACAGGGAUGUCCGGCGCACGUGAUACAGAUUUAUACGCAAUACACUGAAUAGUAAACAGAAGUUUCACUCUUAAUGCGGAAAUAUGAAUGAUUUUCCAGAUAUAAUCGAACUGAAUGUUGGAGGGACGGUUGUAACAACCCAUCAUAGCACUUUGGUCAAGGAUGAAGACAGCAUGCUUGCAGCCAUGUUUAGCGGACGUCACGUUGUUUCCAGAGACAAUGAUGGCCGCUUUUUCAUCGACUGUGAUGGCUUUCUCUUUAAGCAUAUUUUAGAAUAUUUACGUUUCGGUACAAUUCCAGCCAAUGAGCAGGCGUUAAACGUGUAUGGUUAUGCAGAAUAUUUUGGAAUAAAUGGCUUGAUUAAGGAACUGGAAGUAUUUCCUGCUGUUAGAAGUGUUCUAAGAAAACGUUCGUAUGAAGCACACUUGAAUCAUGAUUUUCAUUUGUACGAAGAAUUAAAAAAGAAAACCAUAAAAGAAAUUGAAGCCUUCUACGGUAAUGAGAAUAUUCUUAUUAGUAUUUCAAUUAAACUACCAUUGGAUGUUAACUGUCCUCAGGGUGUAAUCCCAUGUCAGCCUUUUAUUUAUGGCAACCCAAAAGCCGGUGCCUCAAAGGCUAGUGCGGAAACCAAAGUAUCAGUUUCGGUCACAAGUAAAACCUACACUGGCUGGUCUAAAUGCCUGGCAUUUGACUUGCGUGAACUUGGAUUUGCGACGUAUACAUACUAUUUAGAUUGUGAGGAAAUUCUUCGAUGCAAACGCUGUAGCAGAUUUGUUGGGAGAAUUGAAUACGUGCUGCUUGGAAACAAUAAUAUUUUAGACAUCGACAAAUCAGGUUGGCGAAAACCAUGAUUCACUAUACAUUUAAUAUUUGGCACACACUUGCAUCAUAAAGAAAUAUAAUGUUUGACAUUUAUGUGUAAAUAUUUGUGAUAUUAUAUAAUACCUUCGUUGAAAGUUCUUGUCAUUUUAAUGCGGUUGUCAUUGUGAAUACAUGUAAAUAUGUGCCCAAAGUGGGUGUCUGGUACUGAACUAGUCUACCAGAGUGCAACCGUAUCCAGUCAUAAUGAAAAUUAACCCUAACUUUUGUUAAAGCAGGACAUUUUCGUUUUAUUUCAACGGAAAAGCUUAAUUUUCUUGUAAGCUACUUAUAGAGGAGCUUUAUGCCUGUGUACAUGAAGAAUUAUAAUGCGGAAAGCGUUGUCCUGUUUUAAGUAACAGCGACCGCAAGUCCCAACCGGGAUUUGAACAGCUUCUUGUACUCGUCCGAUGUAUUUGUUAUUGUAAUUGUGCGCCACACUUCUUCUGAUCGUUCUUUAAUUUCAUGUAUAUAUAUGGUUAGAUUAUCUUCAUAAUAACUGACAUAAUGGGCGAACAAGGAAAAUAACAACGAGGCAUGAUUAGAAAUUAAUUGAGCUAGUGUUAUGAUUAUUAUGCUCAGCACUCUCAUUAGCAUUUAGCAGUAUUCAAACUUUGAAGUCAAUUCACUGUAUAGAUCUUAUGUAAUGCUGCAAAUAACAAAGAAUAAAAAUAAUAACUAGAA